UAUCUACGGUGGCCGAGUAGGUGCUAAAGCUAAAAAAGGCAACUUAGCUCCACUGUGUGCGUGCGUAAGUGAGUAUGGCAGUGUCGGCGGUGUGCGCCGCCAAAGAGUAGCCACACAAGCAGAGAAGCUUCUCUCACACUUUGUAUCCGGCGAGCGCCAGGUUUGCAGGUUUUAACUAUAUAAGACAAUCGUAAAAUAAGUUAAUUAAAAGGAAGAAUGUGUAAAGGCGACACCGGGACAUCGACCCGUCCGAACUGACUGAGUGAGCGGCUAACGAAACGACGGGGACGGUCUGUGAUCGCCCACCGGUUGAUCCACAAGUUGCAUUCCCCAGAUCUCCAUGGAUUCAGAGCAGUACAAGGUAGAACCUCACUACAUGGACGGCCACCACUGGCACGUCAUGCCCAAAGCAGUAGACUCGGACCCCAGGGGACGAGACGGGGACGGCUGGAGGCUCCUGGAAGUGUCGCUUUCUGGAGGCGCGCCGUGGGGCUUCACGCUUCGCGGUGGGCUGGAACAUCGCGAACCCCUGCUCAUCACCAAGGUGGAGGAGUCCAGCAAGGCGGCAGCUGUGGGCCUGCAGGCGGGAGAUGAGCUUGUCAACAUUAACGAGAUUCCCUUGAGCGGCUUCAGGCAGGAGGCAAUCUGCUUGGUGAAAGGCUCCCACCGGACACUCAGCCUCAUGGUGAAAAGACGCAAUGAGCCCAUAAGCAGGCCGCACUCCUGGCACUCCACUAAGUUCAACGAAGGGCAAUCCGAGUCGGCCAAAACGCAGCCUUCUCCAAACUCGGCCGUUGCGUGGCGCACCACGUACGAUGCCAGCUCAUCGUCCACUGACCUGUCCACCAGUUGGGAGCAAACCAACCUCUGCAGGGUCUCGGACCAUUUCAGCUCUCUGGGCAGCAUGGACAGCCUAGAGCACGUCCCCCACCCGUACCCGGCCGGUCAGCUGUCCCCCGCUAAGUCCAACAACAGCAUGGAGCACCUCGGCGGCAAACGAGACUCCGCCUACAGCUCCUUCUCCACCAGCUCGGGCACGCCGGAUUUCACGCUGUCAAAGAGCAACGCUGCCUCCACUGAGAACGUGCUGUACAAAGUCAGCCAGUGGGAUUCCGGAGGACGGCCCGUCAACGGCAGGAUGGGCCAAGGUUUAGCGGAGGGCGUCAAACAGGACGACAGGCUGACGUACUUUCAGAUGCCGGGAGGCUGCGACGGCCCGCAAUGUGACGACCAGGCCGGCUCCCGCCACUCCACUUCUAGUCGAAUGAACUGCGGACCCGUCUGGCAUGUUCCGGAGAAAAAGAAAAGCUCCUCCCCCUCUCCGCCGCCGCCGCUCCCGCCGGCACGCAGCGACAGUUUUGCCGCCACCAAGGAACGAGGCCUCGCGGCUCAUCCCGACCCGCCCAAUUCGCGAACCCCGGGGAAACCUGAAGAUCGGAGUGGUCACAACCAGUCCCCGAAACAGGACAGGGCUAGUUUUUACUCUCACGCCCAGUUCAGCUCGAACAAGCAGCACUCCCUCUCCAGCUGUGAUGUCCGGCAAGGUCAUCCCAGACAUCCCAGCGACAAAAGCACUUUCCCCGCUCAGCCGUGGCCCGCCACGGCUCCCAAACCACUAAAUGUCGGAGGCUACUUCUCCAGCAUGCAGGAGCUGACCACUAACGGUUCCGCUCAACCCGCCGGCCAGAACACCAGGAGGAAUUUAAGCACAACGCAAGCAAUUGACCCAGACGCUGAGAGCAACGGGCAGACCCGAUACUACUGUGCCUCCAAAGGCCAGCCUGCGACGGGACAAAUCGAUGACAGACAAAGUUUUUCCGGGCUCGGCUUAACCCAGACAGAGCAGAACUCCAUCGUCCCCAAAGCUAAAUAUCAACUUCCUCCACAACAGCAGUACCCCUCAAAUGGUAGAAAAACAAACGGAUACAGCAAAAACCAACACGUCCCCCCUGCUGUGGAAGCCGUCGAGCCCAGGGGCCUCAGGGGUCAAAGUUCACAAAACGAAGAGGUUCUGUACUCCAUUACUCCGAUCAGACUGUCCAACCAACGGCGAUCUCUUCCUCUGCAGCACAGAGAACCCCCGGGCCAAGAGACGAGACAGCGCAGCCAGGCCACCGACAGAAUCUGCCCCCAGGCCACGCCCAUUCUCCAUUCCUUGUCUCUGGACGCCAAGGACGAGACCUCAAAAGGCGGCGGCGGCCCGGAGGAGACGUCCGAGUCCAAGCAGAUCCGCCGCAACGAGCGCUUCGCCACCACCUUGAAGAACGAGAUUCAGAUGAGAAGAGUACAGCUGCAGAAGAGUAAGAGCGCCGCCGCUCUGCCCGACCGGAACCAAGACGAGCAGGACGUGUGGAAGUCCGAUCAGAGCGCCGCCCCGGCUUUGUCGGAGAGCCCCUUCACCAACACGUACAAGGAUAACUUGAAGGAAGCGCAAGCGCGCGUGCUGAAGGCUACUUCCUUCAGAAGGAAAGAUCUGGAGCCCGUGUUGGCGGAGCACCCGUCAGGGGAAGCCGUACCAAAUUAUCCAUCCUCGGCCGUGGCCAGGAAAGAUCUCACUCCUCUUCCGACACUGUCAGAAGCCGGGAGCGGUAAAUCCGCACCUUUGCGCAUCGGUGGACGAAAGCGCUUCGCAGCAGAGAAGAAGGUCAAGUCCUUCUCUGAACCAGACAAAAUCCACCACGUUGGCGUGAAAGAAGAAGAAAGCUCCUGCCCGGACCAACAGAACGGGAAAUCCACCGCUCCCGCUCACGCCUCCGCCGACACGGAGAAUUCCAGUGACUCCGCUGAAGCGGCGCCGAAGCAAAGCGGCGGGGACGACCGCCCGGGCGGUCCAACGUACUCCGCCCUGGACCAGCAACGACUCGGCACCUUUGCAGAAUACGAGGCCAGGUGGAACACCCAGAAGAAACCUGGCGAAACCCGAGCGUCCGGACGAUUCCGCUCGGCCGACAACAUUCUCAAUCCGAGCUCGGAGGAGAGGGUCAAACCCGACUGUUUCCACGAGCGGUCCCGAUCUUCACCCUCGGCCGACUUCUACGGACAGACUACUCGUGUCCCCGCAAUCUCGCCGCAGAAGGAAUAUUCCCAGAUGGAGGAUAAACCUGCCGGGUCACUCGGCUCUGCCUCAAGCUGCCCGGAGGACUGCAAAGAGAAGCCUGGCGAGUGCGAGCAAGCUCCUCCCGUGACCGAGCGCAGAGCUUCCACGAGCGCAGCUGCCGCCGUCAACCACAAAGCAGCCGAGUCCGGCCGCUCUCAGGUCACGCCCGGAUGCCCUGACCUCGACCCAGACGCGGCCCAAAGUCACACCCCGAACUGCGAGGCUAAAAAGACAGACGACGAGGCGCGAGUUGGCGCAGUUGCGCGUCACGCUCCCUCCUGCAGGACGCCGGUCGCCAUGGAGCCACGCCGCUCUCCUUCCCCGCAGUUUUCCCCGCAGAGACUCAGCGACAAGCCGCCCGUCUCGCUGCAGGACCAAGACUCCAACGGGGCGGAAAACGGGACGGAAAAGCCAAGCAGCGCGGUGAAAAAAGUGCCCGUCAGGAUCGUGUGCUCCGAGGGAAUGCUGGAAAUGAAGAGCGGGAGGACUUUUCCGCGACCCGACGAGGCGCCUGUGGCCCAAACGGGAGGUCCUGACAUGAGCAAGCUCGGCACCUUAGGAACCGGCGGACAGGACUCCGUCUUCUCCACUUUCACUCGGCAGAAAGAGCUCAAUGAACCCGGCGUGACUUCGAACGAGCCCGAACGGGACGCCGCCCCGGGAAUUUUGGAGGAGCAGAAGCGGGAGGAGCUGGCCCGCGACAUCAUGGACAAGGACAAAUCGCUGGCUGAUAUCCUGGACCAGAGCAAGAUGAAGACCACCAUGGACCUGAUGGAGGGCCUCUUCCCCCAGGGCGAGCAGCUGCUGGAAGGAGCUCACCAACGCAGGAAAGCACCGACCAAGCCCACGAACGUCGCCUGGCCGGCUGAGGAAAGGGAGAAGGAGGACAACAUGGCGGCGGUCGCCAUGGUGACCAGCUCUGCGUAUUACAGCACGUCGGCCCCCAAAGCUGAGCUUCUCAUCAAGAUGAAAGACAUGCAGGAGCAGAACGAAGAAUAUGAGGACUCGGAGGACGAGCUGGACAUGGAUCUGGCUAACAAGAAGCAAGAGCUGAUGGACAGCCUGAGCAAGAAGCUUCAAGUUCUACGCGAGGCCCGCCAGAGCCUGCAGGAGGACGUGCUCGACAACAACGCGCUGGGAGAGGAAGUGGAGGCCCGAGUCCAGCAGGUCUGCAAGCCCAACGAGCUGGACAAAUUCCGAAUGUUCGUGGGCGACCUGGACAAGGUGGUGAGCUUGCUGCUGUCACUGUCGGGCCGCCUUGCCCGGGUGGAGAACGCCCUCAAUAGCCUGGACGAGGACGCCACGCCCGAGGAGCGGCGCACGCUAACAGAGAAACGCAAGCUGCUCAUUCGGCAGCACGAAGACGCCAAGGAGCUGAAGGACAACCUGGACCGGCGCGAGCGAGCCGUCUACGACAUCCUGGCCAGCUACCUGCCCGAGGACGGCAUGGCCGACUACGAGCACUUUGUCAAGAUGAAGUCGGCGCUCAUCAUCGAGCAGCGCAAGCUGGAGGACAAAAUCAAACUGGGCGAAGAGCAGCUCAAGUGCCUGCUGGACAGUCUGCCCAUCGAGCAGCGCUUGGCCUACUGAGACGCUCGCCGUCAAGUGCACCUCGCGUCCACCGGAGGGCGCCAGAGACUUUCCACUCCCCAGGACGAUGCUGCUUUUUCUUGGCACUUGUGCCGAACGCAGUGAAACCAUUUUACAACCCAGAAGACCGCAAUCCACGAAAAUCAGCAUUAUAGAGAGACCACAUACGAGGCUUCCAUUUUAAUGCCUCAUAAAAUAAGACGGAACGAAACAUUGCACGGCGGUGCCUUGAGAUACAAGUGACCCAGUUUAUGAGAUACAACCUGUCGUUUGGGAAAUAUUUUUGCUUUGAAUUGCGAGCAAACAUUUCAGAUAGUUGUUAAAUUCCAUUCCCUAUUAUACUAAACAUCAAACCAAUAGAAUUUAUUUAAAAGAACCACACAGCUUUGCCUUCCGCCACUUUAAUGCUAACACAUAAUGUAAAACAACAAAUUACAGCAGUCAUUUACAGUGCA
Syngnathus typhle (broad-nosed pipefish) is the source of this 5142-nucleotide messenger RNA. RefSeq names its product shroom family member 2a (gene shroom2a). Gene Ontology annotation, biological process: actin filament organization. The record is from RefSeq and is a predicted model, not a curated record. Gene Ontology annotation, molecular function: actin filament binding. Bases 341 to 4687 code for a protein of 1448 amino acids. NCBI's taxonomy places the organism in Eukaryota, Metazoa, Chordata, Actinopteri, Syngnathiformes, Syngnathidae. The transcript is spliced from 11 exons. Gene Ontology annotation, cellular component: cortical actin cytoskeleton; apical plasma membrane; apical junction complex.